Papilio machaon (common yellow swallowtail) is the source of this 1337-nucleotide messenger RNA. RefSeq names its product phosphatidylinositol N-acetylglucosaminyltransferase subunit A (gene PIG-A). Gene Ontology annotation, molecular function: phosphatidylinositol N-acetylglucosaminyltransferase activity. NCBI's taxonomy places the organism in Eukaryota, Metazoa, Arthropoda, Insecta, Lepidoptera, Papilionidae. The transcript has 2 exons. Gene Ontology annotation, biological process: GPI anchor biosynthetic process. The record is from RefSeq and is a predicted model, not a curated record. Gene Ontology annotation, cellular component: glycosylphosphatidylinositol-N-acetylglucosaminyltransferase (GPI-GnT) complex. Bases 30 to 1337 code for a protein of 435 amino acids.
GUAUUUUAGUAUUAAAACAAUUCAUUAACAUGAAUAAGGAAACAGCAAAUCAUAAGAAGCGGCAUGUGAUCUGCAUGGCUUCAGAUUUCUUCUACCCGAAUACAGGAGGAGUUGAAGAGCAUAUUUACAAUUUGUCGCAAUGUUUGAUAAAACGUGGACAUAAAGUCGUUGUAAUUACUCAUUGCUACGGAGAUAGAGUCGGAGUAAGAUAUCUAACAGGUGGCCUAAAAGUGUAUUACUUACCUAUAAAGGUAUUUUACGCUCAAUGUGUUUUGCCUACCAUGAUUUGUAAUAUAGCCUUAGUACGGUACAUAUUAAUACGUGAAUGUAUUGAAAUUGUUCAUGGUCACUCAGCCUUCAGUGUUCUAGCACAUGAAAUUUCAAUUAUAGGCAAGUUGCUAGGUUUGAAGACGGUUUUUACUGAUCACAGUCUAUUUGGCUUUGCAGACACCUCAGCAGUUCUAACUAAUAAAUAUUUACAAAUGUGCCUGUGUGAGUGUGAUCAUUGUAUAUGUGUGUCACAUACUGGGAAAGAGAAUACAGUUCUAAGAGCAAAAGUUAGAGCACAUAAAGUUUCUGUUAUUCCUAAUGCAGUUGAUGCUUACAACUUUACCCCAGAUCCGAGUAAAAGAGAUCCUAAUGUGAUAACAAUAGUCAUUGUAUCUAGAUUAGUAUAUAGAAAAGGAGUAGACUUAAUGGCUGCAGUGAUAGCUGACAUGUGCCCUCGAUAUCCUAAACUUAGGUUUAUAAUUGCUGGUGAUGGUCCAAAGAUGUGGCUACUGCAAGAAGUGAGAGAAAGAAAAGGCUUUCAACACUGUGUCACAUUGUUGGGUAGUUUGAAACAUUCAGAAGUCAGAGAUACAUUGGUCAAAGGUGAUAUAUUUCUCAAUACAUCAUUGACUGAAGCUUAUUGUAUGGCUAUUGUGGAAGCUGCAUCAUGUGGAUUAAAAGUUGUAUCAACUAAAGUGGGAGGUAUACCUGAAGUCUUACCUGAAAAUAUGAUUUACUUAACCGAACCAAAUAUUAAUAGUAUUGUUAAAGGUAUUGAAUUAGCUAUGAAUGAUUUAAAAAAGGGACAUAUACUAUGUCCAUAUGAAUGUAAUAGAAUGAUAAGAAAAAUGUACAAUUGGAUGGAUAUUGCAAGUAGAACUGAGAUAGUAUAUAAUAAAAUUUUACUAAAUAAAAAUAAACCAUUGGGUCAACAGUUAAGAAGUUAUUUGACAAGUGGUGUUUGGCCAUUUUUACUAGUCAUAAGUUUAAUGUAUUUAUUACUGCAAUUAGCUGAAAGAAUAUAUAAAAGGAAACAUAUUGACAUUGCUAAAGAUUUGAAGUUAUAA